AUGGGCACCGGUUCGUUUCUGAUCAAGGCUCAGUUGCUGGCGCUACUUUUGUGUGGGUCUUACAUAGCGACCUGCUUCCUACUGGCUCUACCUGAGGCGCAGCGGCAGUACCUUUUUCUGCACCAAGUGCGCUUUCCGCCGUUUGUCAAGUACGACGAGCCUCAUAAGCACGGCAUGCAGCCGGGCCGUGUGCGCAACUUCUACGUGAAGUCGACGGAUAACAACAAGAUCGGUACAUGGCACGUCCUGCCGCGGAGCGUGUACGACAAGCACAAACAUGACGUCAAUCGAACUCAUUUCCAGUUCCCCGUCGGUGUGUAUGAAGAGGCGUUACGUGAAUACCCGACGGUCAUCUACCUGCAUGGGAAUGGUCUGAACCGUGCAGCUCCUUUCCGCAAGCAUAUAUGCCAAGCGAUCUCGGACCGCAUGAACGUGAACGUCAUUGCCAUUGACUACCGCGGGUAUGGCGACUCUACCGGUGUACCCAGCGAAGAGGGCGUCAUUGAUGACGCGUAUGCUACGGUCGAAUACGUCCGUGCACUUUCGUUAAAUGAAGAGACCGGCAAGCGCCCUAGCCUCACGCUGAUGGGUCAGAGUCUUGGCACGGCCGUUGCUACUCAGUGUGCGUUGCGCAUGUACCGCGAAGGCAUCUACCUCGACUCGCUCGUCUUACUGGCCGCCUUCAAGGCUCUGCGGCCAAUGGUUUCCGAGUUUAAGCUGGCGGGUAUCAUCCCGGUACUGGGCUUUUUGAAGUACAUUCCGAACAAGGAGCAGCUCUUGGACAAAUUGCUGAAAUACAAGUUUGACACAAUGCGUGCGCUGAAACAGCUCGUAAGUGGAUUCAUCGAAGAUGGACCUGUACACCCCCCUUCUAUUCUUUUGAUGCAUGCUACCGACGAUGCAGUCAUCCCAGUGUACCACGCAGAGGACCUGUACAAUAUGGCGGAAGACAAGCUGCAGGCCAUGAACAAGGCGUCGAGCUACCAUGUGUGGAGCUCCAAGGCGCCUGACUUUGGCUUUGUCCAGGCAAUCAUGAACAAACAGGUGCUUCUGCCGGAACGCCGCGGCCGCAUGCCCGGUGCGCGCUUUGUCUUGCCACGCAAUGCUGCCUUUACGUAUGUGCGCUUGGAUGAAGGAGGACACGAUCACCUCCUAACGAACAAUGUCGAUGCGCUGCAGCUCAUGCUUCCUCAGAGCAUGACGGGCGGCGGCCUUCCUGCCUAUUAA
Messenger RNA from Malassezia sympodialis ATCC 42132, 1227 nucleotides. Its product is annotated as alpha/beta hydrolase. Gene Ontology annotation, biological process: phosphatidylserine catabolic process; monoacylglycerol catabolic process. Gene Ontology annotation, molecular function: phosphatidylcholine lysophospholipase A1 activity; monoacylglycerol lipase activity. Gene Ontology annotation, cellular component: endoplasmic reticulum membrane. Lineage: Eukaryota; Fungi; Basidiomycota; Malasseziomycetes; Malasseziales; Malasseziaceae. The record is from RefSeq and is a predicted model, not a curated record.